AUGUCGUUUACAAAUCAUGCUGACAAUGACGAUUUACCAUCAACAUCCUACUCUGAAGAAACUCCCAUAAAAGAUCUUAUUCACGAUUAUGAUUGGGCGUCAACUUCUUUAGGUCCGGUAGAAUCAUGGGAUUCUUCAUUGAAAUCGGCUGUGAGCAUAUGUAUACAUUCUGUGUUUCCAAUGGCAAUAUAUUAUGGCGACGAUUUGGUGUUUAUAUAUAAUCAAAUGUGGAGACCAAUAUUGAAAAUGAAGCAUCCAUCGGCUUUGGGAAAAACUUUUGGAGAAGUUUGGCCAGAAAUUUAUGAUAAGUUUAUGAAAUUAUUUCAAGAGGUCAAAGCAUCAGGCAAAGGAACAUCAGAAGAUGAUACAAAAUUAUUUCUUCAACGAGAUGGUUAUAAUGAAGAGACCUAUUUCUCAUUUGCUUUAAAUCCAAUAUUUAAUGGAGAUACCGUGACUGGUAUACUUGCUGUUGUUCAAGAGACAACUGAAAAAGUUUUAGGUGCAAGAAGAUUAAAGGUUCUAAGUGAAUUGGGUAACAACACGCCAGGUACAAGAUCAGUAGAAAACGCUUGUCAUCUGUUGACUUCUACUUUAAGAGAACACAAUGCAGAUAUACCAUAUUCAUUAGUUUACUUGAUUGAAAAUAAGAAUAAUUCAGCCAAAUCUGCUGAUUUGAUCGCAACUACAUUUGACGAAGAUCUUGAAAUUGAAUCAGAUGAAAACGGUGUUAAAAAAUGCUCUUUUGUAAAAGGAAAAUCAAGACGUUCGUUACCAGAUUAUUUCCCAAGAACUUACGACUUUGUAGAUUUGACGAUGGAUGAUGACGAUAACAUUACUGAUUCCUCUUCCACCUUUUCAGCCUCAUCAUCAGAUUUAACUAUACCAAAAAUAAAUAAAGAAGUUUUAUCUGAAUAUGGUCAUCCAUUAGAUUUAUCCGACACAUCAUCAUCAACUUGGCCAUUAAAAAAAGUCCUAAAAUCUAGUACUAAAGUCAUAGUAAAAUUAAAAAAUAGUUCAUAUGCUAUAAUAUUUCCUGUUUAUAUAAAUUCAGGUGGUAAACUUGUAUUAACUGCCAUCAUGAUUUGUGGUAUAAAUAUAUAUAGAACUAUUGAUAAUGAAUAUAUAGAUUUUCUAAAGCUAGUUAUGGGUCAUGCAAAUUCAGCAAUGACCCAUGGUAGGUCAAGAGAAGAAGAAAGAGAACAAGCAGCAAUUUUAGAAGAUCUUAAUAGACAAAAAAUCAUGUUCUUUCAGAACGUUAGCCACGAGCUGAGAACACCAUUAACGCUGAUGUUAUCACCAUUAGAUGAAGCAGUUACUAUUUAUACAAGUGCCAAAUAUGAUACUUUAUUAACUCAUUUAAAUAUGGCCCAAAGAAACUCUCGCAGAUUGCUUAAAUUUUCAAGAAUUGAAGCAGGAAGAUUAGAAGCAAUAUAUCGUGAAACUGACAUUUCAAAACUAACUAUAGAACUCGCUUCAUGUUUUGAAAGUAUGGCACAAUCACUCAACUUACAAUAUAAUAUUGAAAUAAUUAAACCGGAAAUUUUUAAUAAAAAUAUAACAAAAAAAGUAUAUUUGGAUAAAGAUAUGUAUGAAAAGAUUGUGUUUAAUAUAUGUUCAAACGCUUUCAAACAUACUUGGGAGGGUUCAGUUACUAUAAGAUUAUAUGUUGAUAAAAAAGAUGAUAAAGAAAUUGUUAUAUUCGAAGUUUCCGAUACAGGUGUAGGUAUACCAGAAAAUGAUCUUCCUAAUUUAUUUCAAAGAUUUUACAGAGUUGAAUCAAAACAAUCACGUAGUCAUGAAGGUACAGGUAUCGGUUUGGCGUUAGUAAGAGAAUUAAUAAAUCUCCAUGGGGGUGAUAUAUCUGUUGAAUCAAAAAUUGACGUAGGCUCAACAUUUAAAAUUUGGAUACCUACUGGUUUUGAACAUUUGCCACUUGAUCGAGUGAUUUUUGGUGCUUCUCCUUCCGAUAGAGAUAUUCAAAUGUUAAAUAUCAUUGAGAAUGAUAGACGCGAUAGAACGUAUUUGACCGGUAUAUUAUUUAAGGAUGAUUUUAAAGUUUAUUCAGCUUCAGAUGGUAAAGAUGCACUUGCAAUUGUUAAAAGCUUAAAAAAAUUACCUGACCUUGUACUUAGUGAUAUAAUGAUGCCAAAUAUGAAUGGAAUUGAAUUAUUAAAUGCUUUAAGAUCCGAUCCAAGAACUCAAUCAAUCCCUGUUAUUUUGUUGUCAGCUAAAGCUGGCGAAGAAGCAAGACUAAACAAUGGCGCAGAUGAUUAUUUAACAAAACCAUUUCAACCAAAAGAAUUGAUUGCUAGAGUUCGUGCAAAUAUAAAGUUAUCAAAUUUACGUCAGAAGUUAUAUAAUCAACGGCGUCAACAAAACAUAACAAAAGAAUUGCUAUUCACAAUUUCUAAGGAAAUCCAUUCAGAGAAUGAUUUACAAGGAACACUUUCAAAUGUUAUAAAAGAAAUUCAUAAAAUUUUUGAUUGCGAUAGAAUUCUAAUCUAUGCUGAUAAAGUUGAUAACCCUGAUAAUGAGUUUUAUAAUGUGGAAGUUAGUGAAGCCGUUAUUCUUGCACAAAUUUCAAAAGAUGAAAGAGAAUUUUCUUGUGUUGGUAAAACAAUUGACUACCAUGAAGAACGAAUUAACAUACAAACUGAUCCUAGACUUCUUGAUGGUCACAUUUCCGAAAUAGAUGGAAAUGAUUAUUUGAACAAUGAACAUAAUAACAACAACAAUGCCAGUAAUAAUGAAGGGAAUUGCGAAUAUAUUGGACAAAGCGACGAUGUAAUUGUUGAUCAAUUUGAAAUGCCAAAUUAUUAUUUCUCAUUUUUAAAAGAACGUGUAUCAUUAUAUUGCAUAUUAAUAAUUGUGAAGAAGAAACGAUGGGGUUGGAUAUCAUUUCAUCGACCUGCGCAUAGGAAUUUCAACGAUAGUGAAAAAAUAUUUUUACAGCAAAUUGCCAAUCAAAUAAGUUUGGCCAUUACUCAUUCCAAAUUAUUAGAAGAAAAGUUGAAACGUGAAGCUCAAAUUGAAGCUGCCAAAGUUGCGAGUGAUGCUAAAAAUCAAAUAUUAGCCAAUACUUCUCAUGAAUUAAGAACACCAUUAGGUGCAAUAAUUGGAGUGUUAUCAGCCUUCGAAGAAACACCCUUAACUGAUGAACAAAUGGAUAUGGUACAAAUUAUGACUCGAGCAUCAGAUGUGGUUUUAUCAGUUAUAAAUGACAUAUUGGAUGCAGCGAAGAUGGGAGCACAAAAAAUUUCUUUGGCAAAUAAAAUUUUUGAUGUAUUUGAUUUGAUGGAGAGAACAAUUGAGAUGUUUAGUGAACGUGCUGGUCUUAAAGGAAUUGAGUUGAUUUUAGACUAUGGAUCAUUUGAUAUUGAAAAAUCCAUUAAAAGUGAUCCUGAACGCUUACAACAAGUUUUGAUGAACUUGUUGUUAAAUGCCAUCAAGUUUACAGAAAACGGAGAAAUUACAGUUGAAGUAUCAGUGAUGAAUGAGGAAAACUCGGAAAAUAAAAAUGGAUUAAAAUUUAUAGAUAAUUAUUGCGAUAUUAAAAAAAAAAAAAAAGAUGUUUUAUUAUUUAAAGUGUCUGAUACUGGCAUAGGUUUUAUCCAAUGUGACGCAUCAAUGACAAGACCACAAGAUGGUAUAGGUCUUGGAUUAGCAAUAUGUAAAUAUUUGGUUACAAUUAACGGUGGUAAAUUGGGUGUCGAGAGUGAACUUGGUAAAGGUAGUACAUUUUGGUUUACAUGGAUUAUCGAAUCAUCACCACUAUCAUCAGUGCCGACCACACCAGCAAUGUAUUCAUCGUCACCGUCGUCGUUAUCAUCUCUAACGACAACAGAUAGGGAGUUAUUAUCAUCUCUUCGAUCAAAAAAAGUUUUAAUAAUUGAUCAUAUUGCAAAAUCAAGAAAUCGUUUAAUUAAAAUACUUGGCGAAAUUUCUGAAAAAGUUGUUGCAUUUGAUAUAAUAGAGAAAGGUAUCGAAGAAUCGAAAAAAUGGAGACAGAGUCAUAACAGGCCGUUGUAUGAUAUGGUUUUUGUUAACGUUAAAGAAGAAACUUAUAAAGAACAAGAAAAAUUGAUAAAUGAAUUGAGUUCUCUAAAUCAACAAAACAACCCUGGAGAUUGUAGUGAUGGUGAUAGUCAAUUCUAUGUUGUGAUAAUGCUUUUUUGGUCAGUAAGUGGUAGAAUAAUUAGUAAAAAAAUGAUGUCGAAUAUUCACGGGAAAAAAGUUGCACUGUGUAAACCAGUUAUGAAAAAUAAAUUUUUAGCUUGUUUACGCAAUAAUGAAUUAUUUAAAUCAUCGUCACCAUACAGUAAUAAUGAUGAUCCAACGAUAUCAGAAUCUAUCGGUAUCAAUGCUGAUGAAAAUAUUCAUAAAUUAAAUAAUUCUUCUAGUUUUAAUGUUGAAGGGGGCUUUAGUGUAAGUUGUGCCGAUGUCAAUAAUGACGGUUUAUUGAAAAGAAAGUCGUCAAUUGAUAAUGAUGAAGAUCACUUGGCAAAAUCAAGAUCAAGAGUAGUCACCAAGACAAAACGGAUUUUAUGUGUGGAGGAUAAUCCAAUCAAUUUAAGAGUUAUUCAACAUCAAUUGAUAAAGCUCGGGUACCCUUCAUUAACAGCAACUAAUGGUCAAGAAGCUGUUGAUAUAGUAAAAUCUGAAUUUUUAAAUGAGAAUUUUUCUUCUUCCAAUGGAUUUGAUGCAUCAAAAGAAAUAAAGUUAAUGAAACCGCCAGCAUCAAAUAUACCCAUAAUAGCAUUAACUGCUUCAGCUUCAGAAGGAACAAAAGCUAAAUGCCUUGAAAGUGGUAUGGACGAUUACGUUACAAAACCACUUAAACUCAAUCAACUUGGUAUCAUUUUAAAUAAAUGGCUUGAUGAAGAAGGUCAACAAAAAAUUUGA
This is a messenger RNA of Entrophospora sp. SA101, 4902 nucleotides long. The record is from the annotation of a GenBank genome assembly. Lineage: Eukaryota; Fungi; Glomeromycota; Glomeromycetes; Entrophosporales; Entrophosporaceae.